AUGAACAAGGAGAGGCUCAUGAAGAUGGUCGGCGCCGUCCACACUGGCGGCAAGGGCACCGUGCACCGGAAGAAGAAGGCGGUGCACAAGACGGGGACCACGGACGACAAGCGGCUGCUGAGUGCGCUCAAGAGGGUGGGCGUCAACACCAUCCCCACCAUCGAGAAGGUCAACAUCUUCAAGGAAGACCUCGUCAUCCAGUUCCUCAACCCCAAAGUGCAAGCGUCCAUCGCCGCAAACACAUGGGUGGUCAGUGGGACUCCCUAGACCAAGA
Molecule: messenger RNA, 274 nt
Organism: Triticum dicoccoides
Lineage: Eukaryota; Viridiplantae; Streptophyta; Magnoliopsida; Poales; Poaceae
Product: nascent polypeptide-associated complex subunit beta-like
Exons: 3
Coding region: 1-267 (88 amino acids)
Source: RefSeq, a predicted model, not a curated record